Messenger RNA from Eupeodes corollae, 822 nucleotides. RefSeq names its product trypsin delta-like. Lineage: Eukaryota; Metazoa; Arthropoda; Insecta; Diptera; Syrphidae. Gene Ontology annotation, molecular function: serine-type endopeptidase activity. Gene Ontology annotation, biological process: proteolysis. The coding region runs from base 3 to 773 and encodes 256 amino acids. The record is from RefSeq and is a predicted model, not a curated record. The transcript has a single exon.
AGAUGUUUCGUUUAAUCGUUGCUUUGAGUGUUCUGUCCCUAGCAUGGGGUUUGGAAGACCGUAUCGUGAAUGGAAAAGUAGCUUCAAUUAUGCAAUAUCCAUUUCAAGUCUCUCUCCAAAAAUAUAAUUCACAUUACUGUGGAGGAAGUGUUUUGACGGAAAAUUGGAUCCUUACAGCUGCUCAUUGUUUGAGAGAUAUUAUUGCCCAAAAUCAGAUUGACAUUCUUACUAUUCGCGCUGGGUCUUCAAAUUGGCUUCACAGUGGUGUUGUCAAGAAAGCUGAGUUUGUUUCAAUGCAUCCACUUUAUGAGCAACAUUCUAUGAUAUACGAUGUGGGUCUAGUGAAAAUAAUGGGAAGUCUUGUUUUUGGUAAUAAAAUAAAACCCAUCGCACUGCCUGCAGUUCUACCUGCACUAUAUGAGCCUGUCGUGGUAACUGCAUGGGGACAAUUGAGCGAAACGGACGGUAAUCUUGCAUCGGUUUUGCAAGCAGCUACGUUGGAAUUCCUUACGAAUGAUAAAUGCGCAUCUCCCCAAUACGGUUAUGGAAGAUCGAUUAUGAAGUCAAUGAUUUGUGCCGAUGGACCAUCAAAGGACUCAUGUCAAGGAGAUUCCGGCGGCCCACUUUCUAUUCCCCGCACUAACAUACAGAUUGGAGUGGUAUCUUGGGGACUUGGUUGUGCAAAACGUGGUUUCCCAGGAAUCUACUGCGAUCUUACAGACCCAGAAGUUGUCAGUUAUUUAAUGUCAACUGUACCCAAUUUAAAAAAAUAAGAAAGUUUAAAUUAUCAUUUCAUUAAAUGGAAUGUUUUGAAAUACUAAA